UUUUGAUGUGCCCCCACCUCCGCCUCCCAUCCCAUAUAAAAGGUUACUCUCCUCCCUGUCAUGCGAAUCAGUUUUGGUUGACCUCUCUGCACUGUCGUGAUUUAUUUGGUCAGUGGCACAUACCUGAUGUCACCUAGUAAAGAGAGUUUAAGGGACCAUCUCUGAUGAGCACUGAGGGAAGAAAGCACUCGUGAUACCAUCUGUAAGGAAGUACGAAGCUUCCGUUAAGAGGCAGCUACCCAAUGCUCCUGCAGCUGCUGGCUAUUGCUGUGUAGGCAGCACCUCGACAGAGCUACCUGGGCAGAAGCAAGUGAUCCUGCACCUUUAGAGCAAAGAAGCUUCUUCCCAUCAUCCCAGAAGAAAGGAGGAGAAAAGGAACUGGGGGAAAAACCAUGAAUUUUUCAAGUACUGAGUCCUUUGAAGUCGACACCUCAACCUCAUAUGAGUAUUACGACAAUUACGACGAUGCUCCAAAACCCUGCAAUAAGGAGGCUGUCAGGAGGUUCGCAACCUCCUUCGUACCUGUUCUCUAUACUCUGGUCUUCCUGGUCGGGCUCACGGGAAACAUUCUGGUCGUCGUGGUCCUCUUCAAAUACAAGAGGUUGAAGAGCAUGACUGAUGUGUACCUGCUGAACCUCGCCAUCUCAGACCUGCUCUUUGUUUUAUCCUUGCCCUUCUGGUCUUAUUUCAUGAUAGACCAAUGGGUUUUCGGAACUCUCUGGUGUAAAAUUAUCUCGUGGAUCUACCUGGUGGGGUUUUACAGCGGGAUAUUUUUUAUUAUGCUCAUGAGCAUAGACAGAUACCUGGCUAUUGUUCGUGCAGUGUUUUCCUUGAAAGCAAGGACUGCCUUCCAUGGCUUGGUUACUAGCUUUGUCGUAUGGCUUGUAGCUCUUUCAGCCUCAGUUCCAGAACUUGUAUUCGCAGAAUCUUUUACUGAAAAGAAUUAUACUACCUGCAUGGCAAGAUAUCCAGGCAAUUUCACAACAUGGAAGCUUGUUUCCACUUUGGAAAUCAACAUCUUAGGGCUCCUAAUCCCUCUUACAGUUAUGACGUUUUGCUACUCCAUGAUCAUUAAAACAUUAGUGCACUGUAGAAACGAGAAAAAGAACAAGGCCGUGAGGAUGAUCUUUGCUGUCAUGAUUGUGUUUUUCUUCUUUUGGACCCCUUACAACAUCGUUAUCUUUUUGAAGCUGCUGGAAAACAUGGGAGUCUUUAGAGGCUGUCAAGCGAGCAGCAGUCUGGACUAUGCCUUCCAGGUGACAGAAAUCCUCGGCCUUUCUCACUGUUGCCUCAAUCCAGUCAUCUACUUCUUCAUGGGGGAGAAGUUUAAGAAGUACGUGAAGAUGCUCUUUAAGAACUGGUGGUUACCUGGAGAGAUGUGCAAGUGGUGUAGAGUUCACAUCACUUACCACUCCGAAUCCACCAGUUCUUUCCACACGCAGUCUACAGGGGAUCAAGAGGCUCUGUAGCGCGUUUCGCACCGCCCACGGGACUCACCAGCAAGCCGACUGACAAGGGGAGGAACUCCAGAGAGCCAAGGAGGUGCACAUGCAUUUAACAAUAAGCUAGUGCUGGACAAUGAGUCACGUCAGCUUUGAUUUCUGCCCCUAGAUUCGCUGAAGGCUAUGACAGAAGGUGCCCUACGUGUGAAGUGUGGGAGAUGGACACACAAGUUUUGUAUGCUGCAAUCCCCAAUUGCUGCUCAGCUGUAACGGCAGCCCCAGCUCUCUGCAAAGCACUGUGCUGUGCAUCUGCUUUUCACCAGGGUCAGCAUGGAGGUUGGCCCCUCGCACGGAGGGGGAAAGGAGAGUCUUGUCACCAGCAUCUGGAAAACACAUUUGUUUCUUCCAGGAGGAUUAUUAGUACU
Messenger RNA from Pezoporus flaviventris, 1867 nucleotides. RefSeq names its product C-C chemokine receptor type 4-like. Gene Ontology annotation, biological process: immune response; inflammatory response; G protein-coupled receptor signaling pathway. Gene Ontology annotation, cellular component: membrane. The transcript has 3 exons. The coding region runs from base 393 to 1469 and encodes 358 amino acids. The record is from RefSeq and is a predicted model, not a curated record. Lineage: Eukaryota; Metazoa; Chordata; Aves; Psittaciformes; Psittacidae. Gene Ontology annotation, molecular function: C-C chemokine receptor activity.